GUGGGGUGGGGGGGGCCCAGAGAUUGUGACGUGUCAGGUGACGCCUCCAGGACUAACGGCAACAAUAACAACAACGAAAAAGAUUCUACCGCCCCUGCCUUUGCUGGGACGUCCCGUCUCCAGCAGCACCUCCCCCCCCUCCCUCCCUCCCUCCCUCCCUCCCCCCCUUGGCACUGUGGGGAACACUGAGCGUCCGCUAGCUGCAGUAGUCCUCCUCCGCUCGUUUUCGGGGGGCGGGGAGGGGGUCGUUGAAGUACCCCCCGCCGCCGCCGCCGCCGCGGGCGAGAGGGGCGUGAGAUGGCGGCCCUCGCCAGCUCCCUGAUCCGCCAGCGGAGGGAAGUGAAGGACCCUCAGGCCAACCGCCAAGUCGCCAACAAGCGCAAGCCCUGCCCCAAGGCCAACAAGUCCCUGUGCCAGAAGCAGAUCCUCAUCCUCAUCUCCAAGGUGCGCCUCUGCAGCCAGCGCGGGAGGCGACUGGACAAGAGGCCAGAGCCCCAGCUGAAAGGCAUCGUCACGCGUCUGCACUGCCGGCAUGGCUUCUACCUGCAGAUGCUGCCCGACGGCACGCUGGACGGCACCAAGGACGAGAACAGCUCCUUCCUGCAGUUCAACCUGAUCCCCGUGGGCCUGCGGAUCGUGGCCAUCCAGAGCACCAAGACCAGCCUGUACAUCGCCAUGAACAGCGACGGCUACGUGUACACCUCCGAACACUUCACUCCGGAGUGCAAGUUCAAGGAGAGUGUGUUUGAGAACUACUACGUGACGUACUCCUCGAUCCUGUACCGGCAGAGCCAGUCCGGGCGGGCCUGGUACAUCGGGAUCAACCGCGACGGGCAGGUCAUGAAGGGCAACAGGGUCAAAAAGACCAAAGGGGCGGCACACUUCCUGCCCAAAUUCAUCGAGGUGGCCAUGUACAAGGAGCCCUCGCUGCACAACAUCGCCGGGCAGAGCCCGCCCAGGAAAACCGCCAAGGCCUCCGACUCGCCCGCGCCGCAGAACGUCAAGAAAGACCGGAAAGAAAAAAAACCGGAUGCUUCCUAGCCCACCUGGUUCAUGGGGGGGGUGGGGGUGGGGGU
This is a messenger RNA of Anguilla rostrata (American eel), 1076 nucleotides long. RefSeq names its product fibroblast growth factor 11a (gene fgf11a). The transcript is spliced from 5 exons. The record is from RefSeq and is a predicted model, not a curated record. Gene Ontology annotation, biological process: regulation of voltage-gated sodium channel activity. Gene Ontology annotation, molecular function: sodium channel regulator activity; growth factor activity. Gene Ontology annotation, cellular component: nucleus; cytoplasm. Lineage: Eukaryota; Metazoa; Chordata; Actinopteri; Anguilliformes; Anguillidae. The coding region runs from base 298 to 1041 and encodes 247 amino acids.